Messenger RNA from Xylaria bambusicola, 2093 nucleotides. RefSeq lists its product as uncharacterized. The record is from RefSeq and is a predicted model, not a curated record. Gene Ontology annotation, biological process: maintenance of rDNA; regulation of exit from mitosis. The transcript is spliced from 2 exons. The coding region runs from base 292 to 1704 and encodes 470 amino acids. Lineage: Eukaryota; Fungi; Ascomycota; Sordariomycetes; Xylariales; Xylariaceae.
CUAAGUGCUAGACGCAGCACUAAAGACGCCAGCAAUGACAUUUGGAGCCUUUUCAUCCAUAGCAACCACAACCCCUGCAAUAUUUUCUUUACUCUACCUGAUACGACGUCUUCGAUUUAUUUCGACUGAGGGCAUAUCGGGGCUCUUUGUCCACGGCUCGACCAUCUCCUAUAGGGCCCAUAUUCGACUGUGCUUUAGGCUUGACGAACUAUCCGCCAAGCGAGCCAUCCAUCGUCAACAUUCACAUGCCAGCUAUCGUAACCAAAUAAUAACAAAGGCAGCUCCGACAAGAUGCCGCGGCUCGUACGGAAGAGACCGUUCAUGGAACGCGUCAAGAUCAUGCUGAAUCCUAUGGAUUUCCUGCUGUGGCUCUCCGAAGAGAUCGAAACCUAUGACUGGAGCUCCAAGACGGUCGGUACACAGCUCGGCCUGGUCAUGAACUUCGUUUUCCUCAUCGCCCGCGCCAAUAGUGGCGGUGCACGCGCAGCAGAUCCCGUAUUCGAGGAUGGUUCGAGCACUUCAGGGUGGAUAGCUUAUCUACUUGGGGUAAUUGUCUGGUUUCUGAUCGGCUUCUCUGCCGUCAACGCCUACUAUACCAUGUACCGGUCGCGCAAAUACCGACUCUUCGAAGCUGAUGUCGAGAAGAAGCUGGAAACACAUUCUGCCCGUCGCGUUCGCGUACAAUCGUCACCUGUUUCGUCAUCCCCGCUCCGCUUACUGGCAGAUGUUAUUAGUCCCGAAAGUGCAGAGUCGAGAGCGCAUCCGGAUAGCACGCGGGAUGUAUGGGAGAUAUCGAUGUGGGAUCCCCUUCCCAUAUGCCUGCGCAUAUUCUGCCUAUUUGGCCCCGGGCAUAUUCUCGUCUACAUGAUGUUCCUCCCUUUGGCGCCACUUGACGCAAGGCCAAGCGUCACCGUCUUCAACUGUCUUGUGCUUCAAGUCAUCCUAUCCAUUCAGCUUAUGCUAUUCCAGUCCCGGUUCUCGCAGCAAAAUAAGGAUUCAUCGGUGAUACAGAAAGAAGUCAUGCAUGAAUAUGACACCAAGUUUGUUCACCCUCUCAUGUACCCUACUGUCAGAGACGCAGGCACCCAGUUCGCCAGAGACGAUUUCGGUAACGACACGGAUUUUGUUGAGGUUGGGACACCUACAGUACAGCUUCGCAGAGGUUUUAAGACUCGUCCCAAUCCGAACUAUACGAAACACAUCGACCCAGAUCAUUCAACAAGCUCAAAAUACACGAGCAGCUCGGCAAGCCCAGCAUUAUUUACCCCAACUGCCGCCCCAAGACAUACCGGUCAGUUUGGCGGUGAAGUCCGGAAUCGGAUGCUUUCAGCUCAACCGGCACGACGAAGUACGCCUGGACCUACGCCAUUGAGGGAAGGCACGAAUCAGCCAGUGGCCUAUACAUCUACUGGGACUGGUGGUGGUGGAGGAGGUUAUAUGGGGGUGAUGAAUCAUCCGAACUCCCCCCUGAAGAAGGCCCCAAGCCUUGGUGAGCUCCAAUUCAGGUCUCCACGCACCAAUGGAGAGAUGGCUCAGCUAGAACAAUAUCAGUCGCUUCAAAGAGACCGAAGCUCCACUCCAAUGAAGAGCGCGAGGAAAAGUGCUGGUGCCGCCACCACAUCUCUAAACCCUUCUACAUCUAAUAGCUGGGGUCGACGGAACGCUUCCUCUUCCUACGAGAGAUACCCUUCCAUGUUUCAGUAGGCAAGUUGGUAUAUGGGGAUGUCGUGGGAUUGUACAUAUGGACUAGAGGCUGUAGGAUGUCUGCUGACUGUAUGUUAUUGCUCGGCCAGCUACACACGUGUAGUUAUUACACAGGAGCAUAUGCAUUUAUGGCGCUGGGGUGAUUCAUGGGCCGGCGUUUGCUGUACUUAACUGAUACUUCCAUUUGUUGCGUGGGUGGAGAUGGCAUCUAUUUGCCAUGAAUAUCGAACAUACCUUGAGUGCUUGUUCAGCACUUUGACCCGACCUCUCUGUCUACCACCGAGCAAGAUAGGAUAGGGGAAUAGCUACGUGGGCUAUGAGGAUUGCCAAACUUUAAUACCUUUUGCCUUUUGCCUUGCUUCGAUAUACCUUGUCUUGCAUACUUUGUG